AUGUCCAACGACAGCGGCCUCCUCGCUGUCUGGGAGGCCUCCGAUUGGGCGGACGCCGGCCGGUGCCCGCCCUCGGUAGGCGGGGCCACUUUCCUGAUCGUGGCGUACAGCGCCGUCAUUGCGAUCGGGUUGCUAGGCAACGCGGGCCUGGUGUUCAUCAUCGCCCGGCAACAGGAGCUACGCAACGUCACCAACAUCCUGAUCGCCAACCUGUCGUGCUCCGACAUCCUCAUGUGCGUGGUGUGUCUCCCCGUGACCGUCAUUUACACGCUGAUGGACCGCUGGGUGCUCGGGGAGGCGCUGUGCAAGGUGACUCCGUUUGUCCAGUGCAUGUCGGUGACGGUCUCCGUCUUCUCUCUGGUUCUGAUCGCUCUGGAGCGUCACCAGCUGAUCCUGCACCCCACCGGCUGGUCCCCGGCGGCGGGACACUCGUACCUGGCCGUGUGUCUGACGUGGCUGGUCGCCUGCUUCAUGUCUCUGCCCUUUCUGUCCUUCAACAUCCUCACCAACGACCCCUUCCAGAACAUCAGCCUGCCCGCCAACCCCUUCAGGUGA
Molecule: messenger RNA, 555 nt
Organism: Plectropomus leopardus (leopard coralgrouper)
Lineage: Eukaryota; Metazoa; Chordata; Actinopteri; Perciformes; Serranidae
Source: RefSeq, a predicted model, not a curated record